Messenger RNA from Pyricularia oryzae 70-15, 327 nucleotides. RefSeq lists its product as uncharacterized. The coding region runs from base 1 to 327 and encodes 108 amino acids. The record is from RefSeq and is a predicted model, not a curated record. NCBI's taxonomy places the organism in Eukaryota, Fungi, Ascomycota, Sordariomycetes, Magnaporthales, Pyriculariaceae. The transcript has a single exon.
AUGCUCGGAGCUACCGCACCCGCCUUCACCCUGUACGCUCUACAGGUGAGCGCCGGCGGGGCGGGGGUCGGCGCCGCACAAAACGGCGCCGUAGCUCCACGAGUCGGCGCUGCACCUGCGCAGGGCGGCUCCGCCCGGGUGGAGUACAACAAGGACGAAUACUACAACCGCUGCAAGGCCGUCCUCAAGGAGCCGGGCCCAAGGGCAACUACUGGGGCUCGCCCUACCCCGUGUAUACCCUGCCCGGCAAGGAGGCUCAGUUCCAGGUGCCGGGCUGCUACCACUUCAUCGUCAAGCCCAGCAAGGAUUGCACGAGCUACGAGAUGA